AUAACUGAGUCAGAGCACACAAAUAUAACUAUUCAAAUAUUUUCUUUAUAUCAAGAAAAUAAUUCUAAUAAAUCCAAAUUUUCGUAGUGUUUGACCAAGGACCAAUGUGGGCCCAUAAAACGGUUAUCCCAUUUCAGACUGCUGUGAAGUUAAGUCCGCGAUGUCGCGCGUGGCCCACGGUUUGCUGGUUAUUCAUAAAGAUCUAUGGAGUAUUUGAGUACAUGAUUUUGGACAGGGAUCAAUCCUUUUGGAUUGCAUUAUCUUGCUUUAUUUCAUUAUUAUUAAUCAUCAAAUGGUGGAUACGGCAUAAAAAAAUUAAACAGAAAAUCGAAGAGGAAUUAUUGAUCGAAAAAGAAAUUAGUCAGCUACAGUUUGAGGAGAGUUUGGGUGAACUACUUCUUGCUGCCAAGUUAAAAAGUGACCAAUCAGAUAAUUUGUCGGUAAAGGAGAAUGCACGGGAAAAUUCCUGGGAGCCGCUACUGGAGCCAAGUGUACCGCUCCAAGAUGCAAGCGCAGAUUCGGGCUCGAUGACUUCCUUGAGCUGUGCCACCCAAUUCACCAAAACAAGCAAGUCAACAACAGUAUCUAUUAAACGUAACAAACAUUCCUUGAGCAAAUCAAUAAGUAGCACCAAAAAGUCGCCGAAGUGGCGAAUUUAAGCUUCGGAAUUUAGUAAUCGGGGUUAGAGGGUUUAAUAUUAAUUUAUUUGUUAUUUAGUUGAAAUUCUAGUUUUUAGUAAUAUUUUUAAAUGUUUUAAAUUAAAGUCAAAAAUAUAAAAAAAGAUGGAAAUGGAAGUUCAUCUGCUAACUACGGCCCUUUCGCCCUAUGAGACGGCCUU
Molecule: messenger RNA, 838 nt
Organism: Drosophila hydei
Lineage: Eukaryota; Metazoa; Arthropoda; Insecta; Diptera; Drosophilidae
Gene: saturn
Exons: 2
Coding region: 105-659 (184 amino acids)
Source: RefSeq, a predicted model, not a curated record